This is a messenger RNA of Anolis carolinensis (green anole), 2986 nucleotides long. RefSeq names its product leucine rich repeats and transmembrane domains 1 (gene lrtm1). Gene Ontology annotation, cellular component: plasma membrane. Lineage: Eukaryota; Metazoa; Chordata; Lepidosauria; Squamata; Anolidae. Gene Ontology annotation, molecular function: protein binding. The coding region runs from base 457 to 1605 and encodes 382 amino acids. The transcript has 3 exons. The record is from RefSeq and is a predicted model, not a curated record.
GCCCCAGAACAGCAAACAAGUGCACGGUCAAAACCAUGUAAUCAAGAUGAAGGCCUCUUCAUACUGAGAUUACACACCCCAUUGCCUCCAAUCACAACCAAGGACGACAGGAACGCAAGCUGAGAGUCGUCUGAUUUUGCAAGGAUUGACAAAGCAUGGCUAACAACAAUCCAGCAGAGAAAACAAGAACUGCAUGGGAUUUGAAAAGUCAGCUUUGUUUUUGUGCUUUGGAUUUGAAGUUGAUUAAAUAAUCGAAAAGGCUAGGCUAUUAGGUCAUGAUUUCUAUGUUACAGCUGUCCAGCUCAGGUUGACAGACACUCUGCAAGGCCUGUUGAUUGAAGAAGAGAGGCAGAGGAAAUCUCUGUGGUUAGCACAGCAACCGUCAAUGGAUUGUGAAAAGAGACAUGAUCAAAGGCAGAAAAAGAGCAUUUAGAAAGCUUCCUUUGGUAGAGUUUAAUGACAUUGCAUCGAUACAUAUUCAGCAGUGGUCCUAACCACUACAAUAAGUUUGCUAGAGAGUGUUAUUGCUUUGCACAAAACUUAAAUGGAUUCUUCUGCAAGCUGGACAUGUUAAAAGCAAUCAUGAAAGGUUCAUUGCUGUUCAUUUCAAGUUUCAUCAUGCUAGCAGACAUGGCAAAUAGUUGUCCUCCAAAAUGCCUAUGUCACCAGUUUUCAAGGACAGUGGAUUGCCGGAAUCGACGACUUACUGAAAUCCCUUUACACUUACCGGUUGGAACUCACAUACUGCUUUUAUCAAAUAAUCGUAUUCAGAAGAUUAGUCAACAUGCUUUCACUGAUACAUCAGCUCUAAAAAUUCUGGAUUUAUCUAAUAAUUCCAUCUCAGGUUUAUUGCCUGGCACAUUCAAAGACCUGCAAAAUCUACAGAUUCUAAACCUCACUAAAAACUAUAUUGGAUAUGUAGACAACAAAACCUUUAAUUUCCUUCCACGACUAAAAGAACUGGAUUUAUCAUUUAACAAUAUAUUCAGUCUGCCAGGAACGUUAGGAAAUAACACAAGGCACAUAACUUUAUUAUCUCUGAAACAUAAUAAACUCCAAAAAAUAGAAAGACUUCUACUGGAAUCACUUCCAAAUCUGAAAGUGGUUCUUUUCAAAGGUAAUUUCUGGCAGUGCAAUUGUGAAGUCUUUGGCCUUAAAUUGUGGUUGGAAAGUUUUCUCUAUAGAGGAGGAAUUAGUGAUGCUGUAAUCUGUUCUUCACCUGAAAACCGGAGAGGAAAAGAUCUUCUCAAAAUCCCUUAUGAGUUGUAUGGGAUCUGCUCUCCUGCGGUUUCUCAAGUUUACCAGGCCAAUAUCCAUCACUAUUCUGACCACAGAAGUUCCCUGAAGCAUGGCCACCCCAGUGAAUAUGGAGGAGAUGGCAGCCGCUCACAUUGUGAACCUAAGCCAAAGCCACGUCCUGUGAGCUUGCGACAUGCAUUAGCCACUGUAAUAAUAACUGGAGUGAUCUGUGGGAUUGUGUGUCUCAUGAUGUUGGCUGCUGCUGUAUAUGGCUGUGCUUAUGCAGCCAUGACUGCAAAAUACCACCGGGAACACUCACCCCUUGGCAAGGAGACAGGGAGCCAAAGUGGGGAAAGAACAGUUUGAGAAUUUGAUUAAGAUUUCACAAACAAGCAUCCCCUUGAUAUAAAGUUGACUUACAAGUUGUGUUUUCAUUUUCUCAUAUUUAAGUUUUUUGCAUGCAGAUAAACCUAAGAGAGAGCUGUGAAAGGAUAAAUCUGAAACAGCAGCAAAUUGACUCCUUCAGCACAUUAUUUUAUUAUAUCAUAUAAAAAAAGAAAGAUGUUUGUACAUAGCAUAAACCUUCAUAGAUUCAGUAUUUUAUCAGAUGCACCAGAUGAAGUAGACUGAAUCUAUGAAAACUUAUGAUACAAACUUCAGUCGCUCACUGGUCUGAAAUGUCCUACUAAUAUGCUAAUGCAGACAAAUACAGCUAUGCUUCUGAAUGUAUUAUUUGGGCUUUUCAAAAACAGUUGGCUGUGUAUGUGUCCAACUAUUAUCAAGUACUCCAUCCCUGCCCAUGCAGGAUGAGAGGUUUACUUAAUAAUUUUUAGAAAUACUACUCUGUCCCUGAACAUGGAUACAAGGUUUCAGAGGAGCAAAAUGUGUGUCAUUUGAUUCCCUCCCCCAAAUCAACCUCACAUAGCUGCGUGGGCAUAAUGAAUAAACUCAUGAUCGGAGAGCAAAAGAUUUUAAACCUCCACUUUGUGUAUUAUGGGAGAGACUGAAGGGCAGCAAAAAUUAGAAAAAUUAAAAGAACAAUGCAGCUAUUAUCAAUGUUUUCCUUUUCUUUAGUCCUACAAGUUACAAUUAGAUCCCUGCUGUGACAGUACCAAAAACAGGGUUGAUACAGAUGUAGCUGUUUGCUGCUUAUGAUAAGUAGUUAUUUCUCACAUUGUGCAGCAGCUAGUAAGUGAAAUGGGAAUCAGUGUGAGAGCUCACAAGAAGCUCUUCUAACCUUUGGCUGAAGUGCAUGACUUUGGCACUGCAUGCAUAUACCACCCUGUUCAAUUGUGUACGAAGAUGCUAUUUAUACAUUCUUGAAAUAAUAUAAUAUAAUAAAAAUAAUACUGGAUCCAUGCUGGAUUAUCUCUGGAGAAGGAUAUUUUAUUUUGUUACUGUGCUCUAAACUAUAUUUCCAGCAGUUUUAUAUUUUAACUGGUUCUAUAUGAUCAUGUACACUCAAAUCUAUAAGGAAUGUAUGAUGGAAAAAGAAAUUUAAUUAAACUUUCAGAUUUAAAUAAAAGUUUGAUUUAUCAUUACAUUACAGUUGGUUGUCCCUUUAAGCAGCUCAAGUUGGAACUUUUUUAAACUAACAACAACCCUCUGGAGUAGGUUCGAUAGAGAGAAAAAGUGAUGGAUUGAAAUUUGUCCAAUGAGGUUUCUUGCUAAAAUGGACUUUUUUCAUAGUUUAUUGAGUUCAAUUGGUCUCCUACAACUGUAAAAAAAAAUUAAUGAAUUUCUUUGG